Molecule: messenger RNA, 2226 nt
Organism: Suillus bovinus
Lineage: Eukaryota; Fungi; Basidiomycota; Agaricomycetes; Boletales; Suillaceae
Product: ATP-dependent RNA helicase
Exons: 12
Coding region: 1-2226 (741 amino acids)
Cellular component (GO): nucleolus
Molecular function (GO): ATP binding; nucleic acid binding; RNA helicase activity
Source: RefSeq, a predicted model, not a curated record
AUGUCUGGAGACUCCAAUUCAAAGCCUGUCUUUGUAAAACGGAAGGCCAAGGCAGGCUCUUCAGUAUCCAGAAAACGACUCAAAAUGCAACCCACGUCUUUGGAUGGAUUACCUUGGAGGGCCGUACGUCGUCCCAGUGAGACGGGUCUUGAUGGUGAUGAUGGAAUACUGGAACUAGAAGAAGCGGAAAAUGUCGAAGUGGUGUACGAGGAUACAGAAGGAGGGAGAGUCAUGAAGUUCAAUGUUCUUGAACUAUCGAAAAAGACAACAAAGGCUACUGGAUCCUCUGGACCUGAGGCAGAUGUGACAUCUUCUGCCAGCUUGGAACUGUUAAAUCCUCCAGUGUCGUUCGACUCCGAGUCUUUGCUACCCAAUUGGCAUGCUUUUUGUAUACAUUCACAUCUUUUACAAGUUCUUCAUUCGCAAGGAUUCGCUACACCCACCCCAAUACAAGCUAAGUCACUGCCAAUAGCCUUGAACGGGCGGGAUAUUGUUGGAGUGGCAGAAACCGGAUCCGGAAAGACGCUUGCAUAUGGCCUUCCCAUCCUCCACAGUAUCUUAUCAUGUCCCCGGCUGCAAAGGACUAAGCGGACACUCCAGGCGCUUAUCUUAGCUCCCACCCGUGAACUAGCCCUACAAGUCUCUGAUCAUCUCAACGUGUUCGCACGAGUUAUUGAUACGAAGGCCGAACAAGAUGUUGAUCUCAGAAACACCGAGGCUAAGAAAAAGCAGCACAAAAAUAUUACUCCGCCCCUCGUCAGCAUCGCUGCCAUAGUCGGCGGAAUGUCGGCGCAAAAACAGCGGCGUAUAAUUGACCGGGGUGUCGACGUGUUGGUAGCGACGCCAGGUCGACUUUGGGACAUUCUAGAGGAGGAUGAGGAACUAGCAAGACAAAUCAGCCAGCUGAGAUUCUUAGUGCUGGAUGAGGCUGAUCGCAUGGUCGAAGCGGGACAUUUUGCUGAAAUGGACAACAUCUUGCGGCUCACAAUUCGAAAAUCCCAAGAAGAUGAAAUUGAACCCCCUGAAGCACCAGUUGAUUCUCUCGAUGCUCAUAAAGGUGCAGAGAACACUGAGGCUGUGGAUGCAUUGCAAACCUUCGUAUUCUCUGCUACUCUCAGCAAAGAUCUCCAGAAGAAUCUGAAACGAAAUUAUCACCGGAAGGGCUAUAAAAAGUCGUCCAAAUUGGCUAGCACACUGGAUGACCUUCUUCUGCGCCUUGAUUUUCGCGACCCGGAUCCAGCUAUAAUUGACAUCAGCCCCGAGGGAGGCGUUGUCUCCACACUCAAGGAGAGCAAAAUCGAGUGCCUUUCCACGGAUAAGGAUGUAUACCUGUACUACUUCCUGUUACGGUACCCUGGCCGUUCCCUCGUGUUCUUAUCGUCUAUUGAUGGCAUAAGGCGUCUCACUCCACUGAUGGAACUUCUGAACCUCAAGGCCUUUCCUCUCCAUUCUCAAAUGGAGCAACGCCAGCGCCUCAAAAACCUUGAUCGGUUCAAGGCAGCCACAAAUGCUGUUCUUCUGGCCACAGAUAUUGCUGCCAGGGGUCUUGACAUACCUGCUGUUGACCAUGUUGUUCACUAUCAGACACCACGUUCUGCUGAUGUAUUCGUUCACCGCAAUGGGCGUACCGCUCGUGCGAUGCAAAAAGGUUUUAGUUUGUUGAUGUGUGCCCCCGACGAACGUCGAGUGGUCAGGGCACUACUAGCAAGCCUGGGUCGUAAAGAUACAGAUAUUCCUGAGAUAUCAGUGGAGCUCAGCCUUAUUGAUAAGCUCAAGAACCGUCUCUUGCUCGCUCGACAAAUCGAUUCUCAGCAACACAAAAUAAAAAAGCAGCAUCAUGAGCGGAACUGGCUGAAGGAAACGGCGGAGGCGAUGGAGAUAGAGCUUGAUUCUGAUAUUUUGAGCGACUCCACAGAUGAAAACAACCCAUCAAAGCACAGAAAAAAGAAUAAUGACGCAAAGAUGGCGGGUUUGAAAGCCAAAUUAAAAGAACUCAUGUCCCAGCCCCUCCUUAGCCGAGGUGUCUCGACGAGGUACAUCACCUCUGGAAGCCGACCGAUCGCUGACGACAUCAUAUCGGGAGAUGUUCAUGAAACCAUGCUGGGCCUCAGGAAAUCGGAGGCCGGUGACGACUUAGUUGCCGCCGCCAAGCGAAAGCUAGUGCACAAAAAAGUAUAUGAAGAACCAGAGGAAUGGAACGGCUUCGGUUCAUCAGACACGCUUUGA